Messenger RNA from Cynocephalus volans (Philippine flying lemur), 2196 nucleotides. It is a transcript of the gene ZKSCAN3, whose product is annotated as zinc finger with KRAB and SCAN domains 3. Gene Ontology annotation, biological process: regulation of transcription by RNA polymerase II. Bases 175 to 1812 code for a protein of 545 amino acids. Gene Ontology annotation, molecular function: DNA-binding transcription factor activity, RNA polymerase II-specific; RNA polymerase II cis-regulatory region sequence-specific DNA binding. The transcript has 6 exons. The record is from RefSeq and is a predicted model, not a curated record. Lineage: Eukaryota; Metazoa; Chordata; Mammalia; Dermoptera; Cynocephalidae.
UCGUGAGCAUGGGUGAGUCGGGGACGCCCAUUGGGCGCCCACUUUCCGGUGUGGGGUUAGGUCGCCUCCUGUGGCUCUCCUCUGGCCGGUCCUGCCGUUCUUUUGUCCCCAGGAAUUUUCUGCAGAAAUUCAGCUCACAGCUCCAGUGAGGCCUUAGUACCUCCUUGGCCCAGGAUGGCUAGAGAAUCAAGAGAAAGCACAACCCUGGAUGCCCAAUCUGCAGAGGACCAUUUGGGGCUCCUGGUCAUAAAGGUGGAGGAAGAAGAGGCGUCCGCCUUGGUGGAGGAAGCCAGUUUGCCUGGCAGCUCUGCUCAGAGCCCUGAGCGCUCCCGCCAGCACUUUCGAGGCUUCCGAUACCCGGAGGCUGCAUGCCCUCGACAGGCGCUGAGCCGGCUCCGGGAGCUCUGCCGCCAGUGGCUGCGGCCCGAGAUGCACAGCAAGGAACAGAUCCUGGAGCUGCUGGUGCUAGAGCAGUUUCUGACCAUCCUGCCGGGGGACCUGCAGAGCUGGGUGCGGGAGCAGCAUCCAGAGAGCGGGGAGGAGGUGGUGGUGCUGUUGGAGUAUUUGGAGAGGCAGCUGGACGAACCGAUGCCCCAGGACCCAGGAGGUAACCAGGGGCAAGAACUGCUCUGUUGCAAGAUGGCACUGUUGACACCAGCUCAGGGGUCACAAAGUAGCCAGUACCAGCCAGUGAAGGCUCUGCUCAAGCAUGAAUCUCUGGGAUCACAGGCCUUACAAGACAGAGUUCUCCAGGUUCCUGGGCUUGCCCAGGGAGGCAGCUGCAGAGAAGACUCAGUGGUAGCUGCCAGGCUCACUCCAGAGUCCCAGGGGUUGCUGAAAAUGGAAGAUAUGGCCCUGACCCUCAUCCCUGAGUGGACACAGCAAGAUUCAUCUCAGGUGACCCUCCUCAGAGAUGAAAGGCAGGAGAACUGUGGCAGCCUUGCCUCCCUGGGUGGUGAAAUGCUGACUAAGAUCAGAGACUUGCCUCCAGCUGAGAAACAUCCAGAACAAGAGCCUGGGCAGAUACCAUGCCACCUGGGUGAGGACCAGAUUCCUGCAUAUGCAGAAGCUGGUGAACAGGAGGGCAGGUUACGAAGAAAGCAGAAAAAUGCCACAGGGAGGAGGCGACACUAUUGCCAUGAAUGUGGAAAGAGUUUUGCUCAGAGUUCAGGCCUGAGUAAGCACAGAAGAAUCCAUACUGGAGAGAAACCCUAUGAAUGUGAGGAGUGUGGCAAAGCAUUCAUUGGGAGCUCUGCCCUUGUCAUUCAUCAGAGAGUCCACACUGGUGAGAAGCCAUAUGAGUGUGAAGAAUGUGGCAAGGCCUUCAGUCACAGCUCAGACCUUAUCAAGCACCAGAGAACUCACACUGGGGAGAAGCCCUAUGAGUGUGAUGACUGCGGGAAAACCUUCAGCCAGAGCUGCAGCCUCCUCGAACAUCACAGGAUCCACACAGGGGAGAAGCCAUACCUGUGCAACAUGUGCGGCAAAGCCUUUAGGCGGAGUUCACAUCUCCUGAGACAUCAGAGAAUUCAUACUGGUGAUAAAAAUGUUCAGGAACCUGAGCAUGGAGAAGCUGGGGAAAGUCUGGAUAGGUUGGAAAGCCAGUGGGAAACUGUUGAGGCUCCCACAUCUUACAAAUGUAAUGAGUGUGAGAGAAUUUUCCCUCAGAAUACAGGCCUUAUUGAACAUCAAAAAAUCCACACUGGUGAGAAACCCUAUCAGUGCGAUGCAUGUGGGAAAGGCUUCACCCGAACUUCAUACCUUGUUCAGCAUCAGAGAAGCCAUGUCGGGAAAAGAAUUCUAUCACAGUGACCCUCGUCAUACUUGCUGAAGUUGGUGCUCAUUUCUCAUUGAACUGAAGCCACCCUGGAACCUUCUCAGCUUCAGAAGUUGUGGGCUGGGGCUUUAUUUACUACUCUACUCAUCAGGUGUUAGAAAAUGUAGUCUGGCUGAGAUAAAUUCUUCUGUAUUCUAGAAGUUGAUUGGGAAAAAUCUUAUUUGAUAGGAGGCUUUGAGAGAUCUGUCUGGAGGAGAUAACACCUGAAAUGGUUUGUUCUCACUGGUUGGAAUUAAAUGGGCUUCAACACUGACUGCUUGCCCUCAACCAGCACUUUAUGAUGUCUACUGGGUGGAUGGUUGUGAUUUGGGGGCUGCUGCUCUGACCAUUCUUUUUGACUGUAGUGAAUCCUCCACCCU